Messenger RNA from Artibeus jamaicensis (Jamaican fruit-eating bat), 5975 nucleotides. RefSeq names its product G protein subunit alpha o1 (gene GNAO1). Gene Ontology annotation, molecular function: G protein-coupled serotonin receptor binding; G-protein beta/gamma-subunit complex binding; GTPase activity. The transcript is spliced from 8 exons. Bases 800 to 1864 code for a protein of 354 amino acids. Lineage: Eukaryota; Metazoa; Chordata; Mammalia; Chiroptera; Phyllostomidae. Gene Ontology annotation, biological process: adenylate cyclase-modulating G protein-coupled receptor signaling pathway; G protein-coupled dopamine receptor signaling pathway. Gene Ontology annotation, cellular component: heterotrimeric G-protein complex. The record is from RefSeq and is a predicted model, not a curated record.
UGCGCUCGCCCCCUCCCCCGCCCGGGCUGUGGCGCGCGCUUGAUCUCCCCUUCAUUUUUUCCCUCCCCUCCCUCCCAGCCUCGGUCUCUCGCUCCCUCUCUGCCCUGAGAGCUCCUGGCUGCCCGCGGCUCCCUUGCCCUCUCCUCGUCUUCGGUAGGCUCCACCGAGCGAUGCGAUCUCUGGGAGACAGCGACGCCGCCUCCCGCUAGAGACCUGCCCCCUGGGCCGGCCCCCUGCCCAUCCCUGCCCAGCGCGCGGGGGUCGGUGAAGGCGCCGCGGACGCACCGGCGGUUGAGGAUCGGCGAUGCACAUGCACUAGCAGCAGCCCCUAACUCACUCCUUCCACACCCCACGCCGCCUCCUCCUCCGGCAGCACUGGCAGAAGGACCCACCCUGCCCCCCACCCCACCCUCCGCGGGCUCCGGCUGCGGCUCCUGCCUCGACUAUUAUUUUAUUUAUUUUGGGUUGUGCACAAGCCUCCGUGCCUGCAGCCUGCGCCUCCUCGGACUGCGGGCGCCUCCUGCCUCGGCUCCCUAGCCCCAGACCCCGGCCACCCUCGCUUCAACACCCCCAGAGCCCAGCCAGCUGUCGCGAGUUUCCGCUGCUAGAAUCUUGUCAGCAGCUGUCUUUUUGGGGGGUUCUGGUUUCCCGACAUUUUUGUUUUCAGCCAAGGGGAAGAUAGCGUGAUUUUUUUCCCCCUUUGAGCCUAGGCUCUGCUCUCUGGGGGGGUGGGGGGGCGCGCCAAGCCGGGGAGCCUUGCUAGCCGAGUCGUGCGGGCUGUGGCAGGGAAGGGGCCACCAUGGGAUGUACUCUGAGCGCUGAGGAGAGAGCCGCCCUCGAGCGGAGCAAGGCGAUUGAGAAAAACCUCAAAGAGGAUGGCAUCAGCGCCGCCAAAGACGUGAAAUUACUCCUGCUGGGGGCUGGAGAAUCAGGAAAAAGCACCAUUGUGAAGCAGAUGAAGAUUAUCCAUGAAGAUGGCUUCUCUGGAGAAGACGUGAAACAGUACAAGCCUGUCGUCUACAGCAACACCAUCCAGUCCCUGGCAGCCAUCGUCCGGGCCAUGGACACUCUGGGCAUCGAAUACGGUGACAAGGAGAGAAAGGCCGACGCCAAGAUGGUGUGUGACGUGGUGAGUCGGAUGGAAGACACUGAGCCCUUCUCUCCAGAGCUGCUGUCCGCCAUGAUGCGCCUGUGGGGUGACUCAGGGAUCCAGGAGUGCUUUAACCGGUCCCGGGAGUAUCAGCUCAAUGAUUCGGCCAAAUACUACCUGGACAGCCUGGACCGGAUUGGAGCCGCCGACUACCAGCCCACAGAGCAGGACAUCCUCCGAACCAGGGUCAAAACCACCGGCAUCGUGGAAACCCACUUCACGUUCAAGAACCUUCACUUUCGGCUGUUCGACGUCGGGGGCCAACGAUCUGAACGCAAGAAGUGGAUCCACUGCUUCGAGGACGUCACGGCCAUCAUCUUCUGUGUCGCGCUCAGCGGCUAUGACCAGGUGCUCCACGAAGACGAGACCACGAACCGCAUGCACGAGUCCCUGAAGCUGUUCGACAGCAUCUGCAACAACAAGUGGUUCACAGACACAUCCAUCAUCCUGUUUCUCAACAAGAAGGACCUGUUCGAGGAGAAGAUCAAGAAGUCCCCGCUGACCAUCUGCUUCCCCGAGUACACAGGCCCCAGCGCCUUCACGGAAGCCGUGGCAUACAUCCAGGCCCAGUAUGAGAGCAAGAACAAGUCAGCCCACAAGGAGGUCUAUACCCACGUCACCUGUGCCACCGACACCAACAACAUCCAGUUUGUUUUUGACGCCGUGACGGACGUCAUCAUCGCCAAAAACCUGCGGGGCUGUGGCCUCUACUGAUCCCUGGCCUCACCUCCCAGCCUCUCACCGCACUGCCCAGCCUGCCGCCCCCCACCUCCCAGAACCAGAGCCCUGGCACCUUUCAUGCACUUGACAGAAACACAGUGGCCAGCACCAAGGCAGGAGGAGGGACUGUCCUCCACAGCCACCCCACCCCCCACAGCAGAGCGAGUGGUAACCCGGGCGGGCAGGUGCCGAGUGCCCGCACCACCCUGGGACGGGCCGCUGGCUGGCUGCCUGCAGCUCACUGGCCUCGGCUCCAGCUCUGUUUCUGGAGUGUUCGAUCUUGGGGUGGGGGGGGUGUGGGGCCAAGGCCACCGUGUGGCCCAGAAUGGGCACCCCCUGCACUUGGUGACUCGCACUGGAAGUCCCAGGGACGACUCCUGUCUUCUGGGGUUGUGCAGGUGGUAGGGGUGGCCUUGGGGCAGGGUGCUGAGAACCACUGCUCAGCUUUUCCUGGGGUCUCUCUGGGUGGGGCAGCUCCGUCACCAAAAGCCAGGGUGAGACUGGGCCCAGGGCACGUGGGUCCGAGGGCUCAGACCUCAGCAAGUGCCUCUUGCCUCCCUCCCUGCUGCUCUCCGGCCAGGGUGGAAGCCCUACCUUCUCUCUCUGGGCCGCCCUUCCUUGCACACCCUUGGGGCUCCUCGUAGCCCUCCUGGGGAGCUCGCAGGUUGGGAAACAGUUCUAUGACCCAUGACAUAUUGCAGCAGCCUAUGGUCCAUGGGGGGAGGACCCGAAUCCCACGGUGCCUGGGCAGUGUCAAGGAGGGGGUGUGAGGUUGGGGGAGGGGUGCUGAGGGGAAGUAGCCCUGUGUGGACUGCCAUAGGACCUCACACCUCGUCCUUGCAGGCCCAAGGCUGACCCAUCUACCUUCCCCCAUCACCCAGUUUCAGGCAGCAGCUCCAGGUAUCAAUAGCCCAGCAUUUUCUUCUUGAAUUUACAGUGAAUCCAACUUGAACCGGCAGGGGCUGGAGGUUCUGUCACUGGGGGGUCUGGGGGGUGUGGAUACGGCCAAUGCGCAGCUUCGUCUGGUCUUGGUGAAGAAACCAGGGGUGUGUCACCAGCCCUUGGUCCUGCAGGCCCCGGGGGCAGAGGAGGGCUGUGGGCACUGCCAGGGGCCCCCGCUUCUAUGAAGAGUCCUAGGAGCCCUUAGAGGGGCCUUGGCAGAGAUUCCCGAGCAGCAGCGGGUGGGUGACUUCCCGCUCCCCAGGCCCGGCCCGCCUCGGGCCGCGGGCACUUCUCCCUCCCUCUCCAGGCGCCUCCCGCUGGCUGGAGCCAGCAGCCCAGGCAGACCCUGUGUGCUGCGUGACCGGCUCUGCCUGGGGAGCCACAUGUGCCCAUGGGAAGCGAGGGGGCCGCCCUGGAGAGGUCUCUGGCUCCCUGCCCAAGCCCUCUGCUCUUCCAGCCCCCGCCUGGGCGCUGCGCUAACCCAGGGCCAGCUUAGACCCUUGGACUCCCAGUGCUGCCCCCCUGGCUGCCCCGGAGCUGGAAAGAGCCCCUCUCUGCCAGCUGUGCUGGGCUCCCUGGGUCCAGCAGGCCCUCGGCUCUGCGCAGCACUCGGGAGACCCAAAGCCUGGCCCCCAUGGCCCGAAUGCCUGCAGGCUGGGUGCCCCCGGGACGGCCCCUCCGCAGUCGGCUCUCCUGCUGCCGCCCGGCCCUGUGGGAAGUCCCAGGCAGCCAGCCCAGUCCGCUCAGUCCUUUCACCUGUGGGCCAGGCCGGGCCUUGGCAGAGCCCAGCACCUGAAGCCAACAGUCUCCACGUCACCACGGGCAGCCCGGCCCAGGUCUGCCACUUUGCCUCACGUGGAAGACAUUGCUGUCAUUUCCCAGCAUCAUCACCUCGGGAGUCACCAGCUGUGCCCCCACUUCUGCCCUGGGACCCCAUACUCAAACACAGCCACAAGAAGGGGGAGGUGGCCAAGCCCACCUGGGAUGGUGGAAGGCAGUGGCCUUGCAGGCCCUGCCCUCCCUGGUGGCUGAGCUCGCUCGGAGUCUGGGGGAGCAGGCUGCCUGGGGCCUUCCUGCCCCACCCGCUCCAGGCCGCCUUCUCUCUCCCAGACGCUCUGUCCUGCUUCUUGCGCGGCUCUGGGCCUCUGGCCCUCGGGGUGCCCAUGGUUGUCUAGUGUAAACCCUCAAGGAGGGGGUGUUGGGGCCAAAUGCCCUCACUGCGUCGCCCACGCCGGUCAUCACCCUGCGGAGUGACAGCUAAGAUGGCAGAUGAGUUUUGGCUCCGUCGUCUGUGUAGGCGGAGACGUUGUGAGUGGUGUGACUUGGGUGGCCUGUGUUUGGGGGCCAAGGGGAAAGUGAUUUCUAGGAGGUCGCCUUUGCCAAACCCAUGAAAAGUGUGCCCGCCACCCCAAUGCCCCUAGACCAGUUCAGUGCCCUGCCCCAAAUGCCUCCACAAGAGCCAGGUCUUAGCCUUGACACAGAGAACCGAGAGAGGCCCCCACGCUCUUGGGCCUGCUGCGGGGUAGGGCAGCGCCCCAGGCCCCAGGAGGGGAGCUGUUGAGCCUGCGACUCCAGUCUGGGGGUGGUGUGGGCUCUGAGCCCCUUGCCAACAGCUUUGAUCUUCUGGGUCUGGGGCCGCUCCCCACAGAAGCCUAAUGCCAAGGGCCCCGGCCUUUCCUGUCUUCUCUGGCCCCGGCAGAAACUGAGGACCUGUGGCCACAUGUUCCCACCAGGGGGCAGAGCCCAGGCAGAGGGCCACCACCGCACCUGGUGCCAGGAGGCAGCGCUGCCUCCCAGCCCAUCUCUGUGCACCACUGACAGGGGCCGGGGACAGGAUAGUGCCCGGCAGAAGUGAGUCUCCACAGCCCCCCCAGCAGGCAGCAGCCUUCAGUAUGCACCCCACCCAGAGCCUCCAAAACCAGGCCCUUCUUGCCCCUCCAUUCUCCCAAGACAAGUGGGGGGUGCUUACCCCUCUGCUCAGUCCUAAUGCAUUCACAGCGUAUGCCAGGUGUGGCCGGUUCUACAGAUUCUUCCUCCUUCCGGACCCUCCCCCUUCCCCUCGGUCCAGCCUGUGCACUCCUCAGUAAGUAAAUCCACCACGAUCCGGGCCUCAGUCUCCUUCUUCCAGACCAGGCAGGGGCCUGGCCAGCCCCCUCUUCGAGAAGCCUGGAGCACCGAGCCUCUUCCACUGCCUCUGCUCUUCUCUGAGCCUUCUGGAAGCCUCAGGCACAGCCUGGCAGACUUCGGGAAUGGAGGUCUGCAGCUCCCAGGGAUUCAGUCGGGGGUCCCACCGGCAAGCAUCCCCAGACAGUUCCCUACGUCGGCCCACAUGCCUUCAGAGUGAGGGGCCUAGCAGCUCAGGGCAGCGAGACUGGACAUACCGGCCAGACCAGGAAACAGGGCCCAAGUGCAGGCUGUGCCCUGUGAUGGUGGUCAGGCUGCUCGACCCCCAGUGAGGCAUGGGGGGGCUUUCCCUCUGGGGGCUCCCAGGGCUCCAGACAGACCCCCACCUCAGCCUCGUGAAGGCCCCUGUCAAGGGAGGGGCCGGUCGAGGCAGCAGCAGAACGAAGCCCCCCCCCAUUGUCCUCAGUCCCUGGCCCUCUUAGUCACAGGGGUCCCUCUGCAUGGAACAGUUUCACCCCCAGGCCCAACGUGCCAAGACCACCAGCGUGGAGACACCUCUUAGCGGAACCAGCAGUUCCACACACCCCUGCCCGUAGCCCCUCUUCUCCUCCCUGUCUCUGCCCCCCCAUCUUGGUUCUGCCCCAGUGCCCACUGCCUGAGUCCUCUGCCCCCCAAGCUUCCUCCCCACACCACUGCCACCUCUCUGCUCCCCUCCCCCCUCCCAGGCAGGGCGGGCAUGGGCGCCCCUCCCUCCUUAGCAAACCCUCCAUCCAUCUUAGUGUCAGUAGUCCCGCCCUCCACCCCUCUGCUCCCCCCAAUUAACUGUAAUUUUGUAAGUAGAGCGACUCGUGGGUUUAAUAAAUCUCUAGUCAUUGUAAUAACUUAUGGGCUGCAGUCAUGUAUUUAUCAGUCACCUACCAUUAAUAAAAAGUGCCAGCUUUCUCUAGUGUGAGUGGUGUGUUGUGUUGGUGCCCACACCUCCGCCAGGCGCGCCCGCAGGAGCUGGGGCCUGGGCUGCGGGACACGUGGUGGAGAGGCA